Messenger RNA from Eucalyptus grandis, 3048 nucleotides. RefSeq lists its product as uncharacterized. The transcript has 6 exons. Bases 364 to 2658 code for a protein of 764 amino acids. The record is from RefSeq and is a predicted model, not a curated record. Lineage: Eukaryota; Viridiplantae; Streptophyta; Magnoliopsida; Myrtales; Myrtaceae.
UCUCCCUCUCUCUCUCUUUCUCUCUCCCUUUCCAAUCCUCGAGGCGCUAGCUCGAGCUGAAGCUCUUCGUCGCGCGCUCUCCGACUCGCCGAUUCGCCGAUCCCUCACCCUUUCGACUCGGUGCCGGCCCCGUCUCCUCUCUACGCUCCGGCGGAAGCCCGCGCCGCGCCCGGAUCUGCUGCGGACGCUCGAUUCCGAUCGCCGAUCGCGCCGAAUCCGGCACGGCCCCGUCUCCGAAGCCCCGGCCCGGACCCGACGCUCCGCCCGGCGGAUCUACGAAUCCGCGCGCCGUUCUUCGACGCCGGUCAGUGGACCUUGAAAGCUUGCUAGAAUCUCGAAAGAGGAUCAAGUCAUUUUCAAGGCAUGGAGUUAAGAAGUUGCAUCCACUUGCAUUCUAUCCAGGCAAUUAAAAAUGGCCACGUGACCAAAGUGCUAAAUGUAACGCGUGGAAGGCCAUCACUUUUAUUGAAGAAAGUUGCUGAUUUAUGCGGUUCAGGAGAUGUCAAAGACCUUGUUACCUUCCGCAAGUUUGAGUCAAAGGAUGAACCUGAUGUCUCAGAUUUUGAUGACGAUGAUGAUGAUGACGUCAGAGAUGGAUUAUAUCCUGAGUUGGUGGGAACAAAAACAACUCAAUCCAACUUAAAUUGUUCAAAGUUCGAUCGUGUUGAUGAAAAGAACAGCUUUCUAGAUGCAAAUAUGACAUUGAAUCAAAUUAAAGAGAGAUGUAAAAUGCAGAAACGGAAACGAGUGCUGUGUGAAGAUUCCAGUUCAAUUGAGGAUGAUUCUUGCUCUCCUAAAAAGGCAGUUCAUUCUCUCUCUCUUUCUGAGGAAGAUGAACUUGAUCUUGAGGAGCCUCUCAUUUUUUGGAAAGCCAAAAUGAAGAACUUCAAAGGCAAGAAGGUUUCCCCUAAAAAGUGUGCAGAUUUGUCAUGUCAAAGUGCCAAAGAAUCUGUCAUAGCAGAACAGAUCCAAUCUCCUCAAGCAACUCUGCAGUCAGGGAAUUUACGUAUGUCUAUUUCUGUAAAAGUUGAGGAUGAGGCCCAUGACUAUGAUUCAAACUCACAAACUGGAGUUGGUCCUCUCGGAGAUUCCUUAGAUCUUGUCAAUGAUGGACAAGCAACCUCCUCUGUGACAGAUUCCAGAGGAGAUGGUGCUCCCAGAGAUACCUUAGAAGUUGUAAAUGAUGGACAAGCCACCUCCUCUGUGACAGUUUCCAGUGAGGUGCCUAAUGAAUCUUAUCAGGAUAAUCAGAUUUCUUUUGGUGAAGAAUCUGAGAUUUGUGUUCUCAAUAAAGUGCCAUAUGAAGACAUGGAGCAUUCCGCGUUGGCAUCUGAGUCGUCCAACCUUGAUGUGGCCAUUUCAGUGGUCAGUAACUUGGAAGUACCAAAGUCGAAUUAUCAGGAAUCAGAUAUAUAUAAAUCAGAGGCACAGGAAAAACAAUGUCAUACAAAUUUCCUCAGCCUUGAAGCCCCUUCUCAAAGUUCUGUAAAUGGCUUUUGUGGUAAUCCCAACAACUGCGGAGAUUAUUUGUCGACGCACACUAUGUCAUUACACCUAAGCAGUUCCAGUCAAGAACCAGAUGGGUCCUCUUGCAGCAGUCAGCCCACAAAACAACCCUGUGGAGAUGGCAUAAGCAUAUCUCAGGAUGAUGCUGGAGAGAAUAUGCUUUAUGAUCAUGAGAGAAUUUCUAACAAAAGCAUUAUUGGCAAUUGUAACUCAGCUUGCAAUGCAAAUCUGAACCCAAGUUGUGAUGUCUGCUUGGAUUCUCCUGUUGACGUGGAGAAACAAUCUCAUAUAUGUACUGGUGAUGAUGCAGAAAUCAGCUGCACCACAGAUGUUGCUCCAUGUGAUGUUGCUGAUGAUCCUACAACCUUGCAAAUGUGUGAAAAUUUCGAUCAGUUGAAGUUACAUUGUGCACCCAGGAGGUUUUUUCCUGCAAGAAAGGUCAUAUCUCCACCUUCUCAGGAAAGACUGCGUAAAUUGAUGGGUGCAACAGAGUCAAAUGAUGAAGGUUAUGGAUAUAGGGGAAAAGUGUACUCACAGAAUCAGAUGGAGACGGAGUCUUUGGGAGUGGAAAGGUUCAAACUGGUCAGAAGUGCUGAACUACCUCCAAACCCCAAACGCAAGAAAGUAAAAAGCAAUAAAAAAGGAUCACCGCCUAAAGGCAGUCACAAAGAUUCUAAUUUAUCUGGCACUGUACCACGUGUAAACUCCAGCCAGAGUUGUUCUCAGAGUGCAAUUGCAUUUUCUCAAAGGCAGAUGCAAGACUAUGACAAUCUUGCAACAAAACUCAUGACCGAGUUGAAUGUUAUGACAGAUAUUGUGGAAGGGAACUCGUGUGCUGAUAGCUGUCUCACAGGAAAUACAAAAUAUACAACAGAUGAGGUAAAGACUGCCAUUGAAAAUGCCAGUAAAGUGAAGGAAACCGCGCGGAAGUGGCUUUCCAUGAUGGCAAGGGACUGCAACCGUUUCUGCAAAAUAAUGAGAUUAACUGAGGAUUGUCAUCCUACGACGGAACAUAAGGUUCACAAGGAAAGAAAGAAGAUUACAUUUGCUGAUGAAGCUGGUGGUGAGCUGUGUCAUGUCAAGUACAUUGAGGAUGACAUGGCUUCCCUCCUGGUAUCAAAUGCUGAAAAUCAGGAAGAGAUGGUGGAAUAAUUGGUUGUUCUCAUUCCUCCCUUCAUCUGUAAUUCAGGGGCAAUAAGGGAAUAUUCAUCGGCGCUUCUUAAGGAAUUGGAUACUCAAGCCGUAGAGGCCGAGUUGCCUCAUUCUCGCAAAGAGGGUAGAGAACAGAGAUGUGCACUUGGACAAUGCUCAUCGAGUUGAGCAGAUCUUGUCCAAAACUGUACAUACCCUUAUUUUUGUUUUAACUGCUCCCAUGGGAAUGCUCCCCGUUUUGUACCAUCUGCUCCCCGUUUUGUACCAUCUUCUCCCCAUUUGUCUAUUCAAUUAAACCAGAAUGUGCAAAGAAUAGCCUAUGCUCUAAGGUGUUUUGAAGGAAUGCUGCAUUUUGACGACUAGUGAGUCUUGAUAUCCUUUCGUUGCAUU